Molecule: messenger RNA, 495 nt
Organism: Serpula lacrymans var. lacrymans S7.9
Lineage: Eukaryota; Fungi; Basidiomycota; Agaricomycetes; Boletales; Serpulaceae
Exons: 2
Coding region: 224-391 (55 amino acids)
Source: RefSeq, a predicted model, not a curated record
CCUGGUGAAGAAUUUGAUAAACAUCAAAGGGAUGCUUAAGCUACUGAUGGGACAAAAUUGUGCUCCGCGGCGGUAAAUAAAAAAUACUCCUCUACUUCUUCGACGCUAGUCCUUUCAUGGACAGCCUGUGGGCCAUUUGUGAGAAGUGGACAUUUAUAUCACACAGAGAUAGCAUGUCCUGCACGUGACAUUGAAACGUUGAAAAAUCACGUGUUAGCCAAUGAUGAAAUUUGAGAUCCCGCGACACCUUGUAGACGGAGCUUUAGAACACAGGCGAGGGGACAGCGUCAACAGAACAACUAGGCUAAUGAAGAGGAUGACUCAGCUAAGCGAGAUUGAACUUAGCGUCAAUACUUUGUGCGACAGGAGUUGCAUAGCGUGUUCGAGCUAAUCCCGCUUGCACUGCCUCUGACUCAGCUAGGGCGAAGUGAGUGGUUGGGUCGGAGGUCAGAUUGGGAGUAUUUUUAUGUUGAGUAGUUCUGGAUUUGGACCAUC